This is a messenger RNA of Hypomesus transpacificus, 3033 nucleotides long. RefSeq lists its product as uncharacterized. The record is from RefSeq and is a predicted model, not a curated record. The coding region runs from base 1 to 3033 and encodes 1010 amino acids. The transcript has 11 exons. NCBI's taxonomy places the organism in Eukaryota, Metazoa, Chordata, Actinopteri, Osmeriformes, Osmeridae.
AUGGAUGACAUCUCAAAACAUAAAAUAUUAGAAUUGAGGAGUAAACAGAAGUUGCCCCUGCCACCCUGUUGGUCAGAGCCUGGACUGAAGUUUCCUCCCCUGCAGCCCCGGGACAGGAAGUCCCCAGAACAGCAGGACCCCCUCCAGGCCGGCCGCAAGACCAAGGCUGGCAGGAAGGCUGCAGGAUCGGACAAAGCUGGAGGGGCUGACAAGGGACCCCAGGCAGAGUCCUGGAGGGUUGAUGUGGGCACUGGAGGCUGUAUGCCAGCUGCUGAACAAGGUUCACACCUGGCCUGGAAACUGGCAGGACCAGGCAGGAUGGGGAUUGGUGGUGCAUGUGUGAAGAUGCCUCCCAUGUCCCAGACCAGCUACUGUGUUCUUCCACCAAUAAGACCGUCAGCCUCUGUGCCAUUCAGCCCAGAGGAACCCAAGACCCUAAAGUGCAGGUCCACACCAGAUGAUGGGGAGAGAACCAACUUCUCUCUACCUCCACCUUUAUCUCCACCCACAUCACCUCCGUCUCCACCUCUGACUACACGCCGACCUCAGGCUCAGUCUCCACCGUCUUCUCCUCCCACCCUGGAUGACCCAGUGACCCGGGAGACCACGCCCCAGCCUCUGUUUGAAGCUAUUAUGUCCCAUUCUCAGUGGAGACUCAUCAAAACGGUCCUGUUGAGAAAGAACAAGAACAUAGCUGAGCUGGAGAAGCAUUUAGAGGAGAUGAUGGAGUGGGUUCUCCAUGUGGUCAAUGAGGGAGUGCUGCCCGCCAUGGCCCUUUACCAGGUCCAUCACAUCAGCCAAGACCCGAUGUCGGCCGCUUCCUCCCACAGCAACUGUGUCUCCAUGUCGGCCUCUUCUCAGGGCUCAGACCAACCGGACAUCCUCCAGGGUGUUCUAAGAAGCAGGAGGAGCAGCAGCAGUACCCAGGGAGGGCUGCUGGGAAACAUGGUCCAGGAAAGGGAGGAGAAGGAGGCUUGCACACCCUCGUGUCAGGAAAGCCUCCCUCUCUACACCCAGCAGAAGGAGUGCAGCUCUGCCAGCAAGGAGGAGCAGGAGGAAGAGAACCUGCAGAAGGAGGUGACCUCUCCUUUCUUCUCUAAGUCAGCCACCAGGAGCCCUAGUCCCAGGAGUGAGGCAAACAGUGUUGCUAGUUGCCACGACCUUAACCUCACUGCCCAAAAAAUGCUAGACACUGUUGUGCAGAUGGCACACUCGGCCUCCAGAUCAGUCACUGAUGACGAAGACUGCGAAAGUGACGAUGGCUCCUCCGUCUCGUCCUUCGACCAGGCCGAGUAUGACCUGGACCGCCUGCUGGUGUCCCAAAGCACGGGUACGAGGGUGUUGCAGGCGAGGAUCGACUGCUUCUCAGAGGAGCUGAUUAUUCACCUAUAUCAUCUGCUCCCGGAGACACAGAUGGGACGAUUUCCCUCGUCAUGCCGCUGUCACUACCAGCCCAACGUCCAGUGCCUGGAGGCAAAGCAGUGCUUGGAUUGGGAGCUCUUCAGUCCUCUGAUGUACAACUUCCUCCACUUGGCAUUCAAACAGCUGAUGGAGAACUUCCUUGGCCUGGUCAUCUUUCUUCCGGACGAACGUGUCCCGAUGAACGAUCACCUCAAAUGGUUGUGGAAGGAGGACAGGGCCGACUCCGACAGCAAUGCAUCCAUAGACGACAGUGACAGCAGCGACUCGUGUCUGGACUGGUCCAUCAAGUUUACGCCGGGCCCCAGCCAAGGGAUUGUUGGUCGAAACAUCUCACAGAGUAGGCUGCGGCCAUCUUCCUCUGCCAGCCAGGACCAGAGGGGGGCACUAGAGGCCAUAUCUGAGGUGUUAACCGUAAAGAUGGGAGAUGUCCUUCACUUUACCUGCAAUGACCCAGAAAAAGCCAUGGCCAUAGUCAACAAAGGCCUUGAUGCUGAGGCCAUGGCCAGGCUGGCGGAUCUCCUUCGCAGCUCCUCUUCUGAAGCCACUGACCAGGAAGGGACAAUAGGAAGUCCCAACCCAGAGUUGAGUUUAGGCUUCACCAACCAGGAAGUUUGCCAGUCGGAGAAGGCUGACAUCAUCAUUUCCUGGUUGCCCCCAAGGCCCUCUGAGACCCCCUCCCUCCAGCCUGGGGAGGUUCUGAUCCAGGAGAAGGUUUGGACAACCUCCGGGCCCAGUGCCCUGCACCACCAGACCCUGCGGGACUUCCUGCACGGGCUGAUGGUACACCUAGCCCUCCAGGAGUCCCCGUCGACCACCAGCGCCCCCACCCCCUCGAAGCUAGAGGCUACUCUCCUUCAGAAAGUGGGAUGGAUUCUUUGGACCCAAGACGGGAUCAGCCUCACCCUGGAUCACCAGCCCCAGAGCCCGUUCUUCAGUGGCACAGACGCCUUUGAGGCCAUGUUGGAGGCGGGCUACGCUAAGCUGUCACUCAGCUCUAACAGUAGCAGGGCCCUGCUCCGCUCUGCUCGCCACGGAGAAGCGGGAGCCAUUUGCUGCCUGGCCCAGACCAUCGCCACGGUGAUCUGCCGCCACGCCGAGGACUGGCGCGCUCCUGCUGUGUCGGAUGUUACCGUCCGUUUUGAAACAGGUUGUGAGGGGAAGGAGAAUGCUCAGGACUCUGCUGGCUUGGAAAAGGCCAAUGGAAGCUCCAGCUUAAGAACAAAUGUGAGGAUAGAUGACGGAUCUGAGCUCUCUGACGAUAGCUCCUCAUCCGCCUCCACCUCCCGCUCCUCCAUCUCCAGGAGCUCCAUGGCUUUGGACCCCUGCCCAGAUGGGGACAAUCUGGACCAUCUAAGAAAGACCAAACCCUCCGGCCUCCAAAGAUGGUUCACCUUGAUGAGAAAGAAGACCAAUGCUGUCACCAAGGUCACACAGAGUGCUGCUGCCAAAGGACAGAAGAAGACUAACUCAGUUACUCCCCUCAACUGUGGAAAUCCUGCCGAGUCCUCCAGCGUAGAGAAACAGAAGAAGAAGUCCAUUAAAGGAUUCUUCCGCAGGAUCUCUGCAGCUCUUUCCAAGGCGUUCUGUUGUAGCUGCGAGAUUCACCAGUAG